Priceomyces carsonii is the source of this 1737-nucleotide messenger RNA. RefSeq names its product pepsin-like aspartic protease. The coding region runs from base 1 to 1737 and encodes 578 amino acids. The record is from RefSeq and is a predicted model, not a curated record. Gene Ontology annotation, biological process: proteolysis. Gene Ontology annotation, molecular function: aspartic-type endopeptidase activity. Lineage: Eukaryota; Fungi; Ascomycota; Pichiomycetes; Serinales; Debaryomycetaceae. The transcript has a single exon.
AUGAAGUAUUGUGUAUGCUCUUUAAUUUACUUGACGAUACUUUUUGCAUCAUGGUCUGUCGCCGGCGAAAUGCUCAAGGUAGGCUUUCGUGUGAAAAGAGGAGAUACUAUUGGUGAUAUGUCUGAAAGCACUGAUGAGGAAGUGUUUGUCAAGCGAGCUAAGGACGAAGUUACAGCUGAGUUGCAAAAUAAAAGAACAUUCUAUUUAGCAGAGAUUAAGAUUGGCUCUAAAAAGGAGAAGUUAUCUGCAUUGUUAGAUACUGGCUCAUCAGAUCUUUGGGUCAUGGGGCAUAAUAUUAAAUGUCAAACAAUCCUUAAAAUUUACAAAAGAAUGCACAAUGACUUUGAAGGAAAUGGGGUCGUUGAAAGAGAGGAGCAGCAAAAUGAAUAUGAUGAUACAUCUGAUUCGGAUAUCUACUCGAGCUAUAAUUAUCCCUACGAAUCAUAUUUUUACGGUUCUUAUUAUGAAUCACUUACUGGUGAGAUCUCUGGACUGAGCAAGGCCCUUUUGAGUGCGAUACAACCGCCUACUACAACUUAUUCCCAUGAAAUUGGCUACAGUACGAAAUAUACCUCUGCUUCCACCUGUACUAGUUUCGGUUCAUUUAAUACUGCUAACUCGGAUACCUAUAAAAGAAACAAUUCAGCUCCAGAUUUUUCCAUAACUUAUGCAGAUUAUUCCAAUGCGGAUGGUGUUUGGGGCUCUGAUGAUGUCGAAAUUGGAGGCCAAUCUUUAAAGUCGUUGGUAUUUGCUGUUGCUAAUAGGACAACUUCUCAUAUUUCUGUCUUGGGAAUAGGCUUACCCCAAUUGGAAAUAACCAAUAGUUACCUCAAUGGUUUAGAUGCAUACGAGUAUGAAAACUUACCGAUGAAGUUAAAGAGCCAGGGACUCAUCAAUAAAGUUGCAUACUCAUUAUAUCUAGCAGAUGCCGAAUCAAAGAACGGUACUGUUUUAUUUGGAGCGGUAGACCACGCGAAAUACACUGGACCUUUAGAGACAGUUCCUAUUAUAUCGACUUACAGCUAUGAAGAAGACUUGUCGAGAAUUACAAUAAUGCUUACUUCUAUGACUUUUGACAGUGGUAAGGAGAAAACAAACAUAAAUGGAGGUUACAGAGCACUAUUAGAUAGUGGCUCAACGUUAACUUAUUUUCCUCCAACGUUACUUUAUCAGAUAGGUUCCAUGUUAAAUGGGAUUUGGGACCUAUCCAUGGUGACAUACAGAGUGAAUUGCACCCAUGAUUCAAAUGUUGCAUUUGUAUUCAACUUCAGUGGCAAAACGAUACGUGUACCUCUCUCGAACCUUUUGAUUAGAUCUCUGGAGGACUAUUGCUACCUUGGGAUCAUUGAGAGUAGUGAAUAUUUGAUCUUCGGAGACAAUUUCUUGAGAAGUGCGUACAUAGUGUACGACUUGGAGGACGAAGAAGUAUCUUUGGCACAGGCCAAGUACACAGACGAUGAGGACAUAGAGAUUAUUACAUCAUCCAUACCGGGAGUCACAAGAGCAGCAAAAUACAAUUCUACGACAAUGAGAUAUCAGACAUAUGAGCUGCUUCCAGUCGUAUCUUACCUGACUGGAGUAUUGACAGGCUCUGGUUGGAGUCCGUUUACAUCAGCGGAUGGUGGCAGUGGCAGUGGUUCGAAGGGCAACGGUGCUCUGCAAGAGUCUCCUUCUUCACUCAGAAUCAUUGUCUUAUUUACUUUGCUGAUUUCGUUUUUCACAUUUACGUGGCUCUAA